UAGUUUAGCUUCCUUUCUGUAUUGGUCUUUCCUCUUUAGAGCCGGCAGUACUCUCGCUUGUCCCCUAAGCAUAUUCUCCAACAGACUCUUUUGGAUAUCGUUCAUCUCUAAAGUCCAUCCGUCGGGGAACAUGCGUUUCGUUAGCGAGGAUCUGGCUUUUGCCCAUAUAUGGGGGCUAGAGCCGGCCGACGAGCAGACCCCCUUAGCAGCCAGCUUCACGCCAUGGAGCGACGCCAAGAGGCUGGUCGACGGGGUGUUCCAAGUAGAAACCCUCCCCUUAACCUCAUCCCAACUCCAGAUCCUCAACUCGGUGGAUAAGAGUGACCUCUGGGCAUCAUAUACGUUCAAGCUACCUAAGCAUAUGAGCUUCAGCUUUGAUCGCCUCCGGAUGACCUGGCAAGCUCUGGCAGCUCACCACUCCAUCCUCCGCACAGUCAUUGAAUAUAAUGACAACGGCACAGCACCUACACACCAAGCCAUCCAUCAACACAUCAUACCCAUCGCGUUGGGCGUAUGGAAUCCUGUCGAGAAGAACAUCCCAUACCUAGUCUACGGCGAGGCUACCAGUAGCUUCCCCACCCUCACCUUGCACUUCAACCGAGCCCUCUUAGAUACGAGGUCGCUCCCCAUAAUCUGGCAUGACUUCAACUUGUUCUACCACGGCUACGGCUUUCCGGCUAGAGUCCCGUUCAGCUUCUACGCCACAAAAUCCUUGGCGAAGGGUGAACAGCUCUCAAUACAACAGGGCGAAACACCUCAAUAUGUCUCUCUUCCUCAACCUGACCCCAGCGUCCCCAUCAUCGCUACUUCUUCCGAUGGAGACCCCGGCCUUAUCAUGCAUCUCAUCCAGGCGCCGGAGAUCAACAUACAGGCGCUCCUUCGAGCAGCCUGGGCCUAUGUGCUUUCGCGACACGUGGGAACUGAGAGCGUAUCAUUCUACACGAACGUUAGAGACGGCUCCGCUGAGAGCGGUUCAGAAAUCAUUGGUCCCAUAGAAACGAUCGUUUCGUUCUCUUUGACCCUCGACCCCGGAGAGCCGAUACAUGAAUUGACGAGGCGGCUGGAAUCUGAUCUAAUGUAUAAUUCGCCUCUUGCCCGAAUCGACGCACAUAUUGGCGGAAUCGAUAAGCUUCAAGUUGGCUUCUACGUCACCGACUUGGACGUCCCAGGUUGUCGGUAUUCAGUCAAGGGGGCCCCGAUACAAGUUUCUGUCUGUCUGGCGGCGGCUCAGGCUACUAUGAUUCACCACCCAGCCAUAAACCCAUCUAAAGCUGACGUGAUUCUCGGGCAUUUUUGGGAGGCACUGAGGCAGCUUUCAGAUCCGUCACGGUUGCUGAGGGACGUGAACCUGGUAUCGGCUACCGAAAGGGCUAUACUUCUCAGCUUUGGUGCUGCCGCUUUCCAGUCUGUUGAACCUAGACUGGUGCACAGCAUGAUCGAGGAACAAGUUGCACACAAUGGCGAAGGGAUAGCUAUAGAGUCCGAGAGCGGUGAUGAGAAAAUCACCUUCUCCCAGCUUAACGCGAUCGCCAACCGCGUCGCUCGGCAGCUUCUUCCACUUUUGGGUCAGAGCAAAAUCGUCCCUGUUCAUAUGGAGGUGUCUGUCAAUUUUGUAGUGGCUCUGCUCGCGAUACUCAAAGCCGGCGCUGCCUACACCAUUCUCGAUCCCGCCCAGCCCGCGGCCCGAAAAUCUUACAUCAUAGAGGACGUGGGCGCCUCGUUUGUUCUCGUCGACAGGCUCGUCUCCAACCGCGGCCUUCCGCAGGUAUCAACUCUUGAUAUCGAAUCUCUGAUUCAGAGUGCUGCCGAGGAUUCCAAUCUGGAAUUGGAAAUCUCCCACGAGGCUACAGCAUAUGUCAUCUAUACCUCGGGGUCGACCGGUACCCCUAAGGGCGUUAUCCUGUCCCACCGAGCUGCCUCCGCCGGAAUUACCUGUGCGCCAACAAUUCCAGACAACCGGGUGUUGCUCUUCUAUAACCCGAUCUUUUCUGCGGCGCAAAGGACGAUACUGUCCACUAUCGCUCACGGCGGGUGCCUUUGUGUGGCAUCUCGGGCGAGGCUGCAGACCUCCCUCGCUGAUAUCGUCAAGAAGAUGGAAAUCACAACCUUAGGAAUCACCUCCUCCACGAUUGCGCUGGUGAACCCGCUAGACGUACCGAACCUGAAGCGAGUCACGCUAACGGGAGAGAGCUUGGAGCAAUCCGUAGUCGAUCGCUGGGCAGAUCGGGUUGACUUGCGCAAUAGCUAUGGGCUCAGCGAAUGCACACAGCUCAAUUUCGGGCGUACUAUGGAGUCGGGGGACAGAAACCCAAGCGUCGUUGGAGAGCCGACCGACACCACCGCAGCAUACAUCCUGGACCCGGAUACCCUGAAUCUCACGCCUCUCUCUGUUCCUGGGGAGCUUUGCUUGGAGGGGCCCCAACUAGCAACUGGGUAUUUGAACAAACCGGCCGCCACUGCAAAAUCCUUCAUCGACAGCCCCUUCAGGAAGGGUCUCAAGCUGUAUCGGACGGGUGAUUCGGCCAUUCGCCACGAAGACGGGUCUAUCGAAAUAAUUGGACGCAUCGAUUUCCAAACCAAGAUCAACGGGCAGAGGGUCGAGCCCGCGGAGAUCGCAAAGUUCAUUCGUAAGCAGGACGGCGUGACCAACGCCGUAGUCGUCGCUGCCAACGUGGAUGGCGAGAAGGUUUUAACCGCGUGCGUUGUGUCCCAAGCCGGGGCCGACUGGGCGGGCCUUGUUACAGAUCUCCGCACAGCAACAUCCGCGGCUAUGCCCCUUUACAUGGUACCGAAAUAUUGGCUCUCUUACGAUACACUGCCUCUCAACCACAACGGCAAGACAGACAUCUUGAAGAUUCGCUCCCAAAUCCAGAAAUUGGGUCGCCCAGAGCUUUUGCGAAGUUCCUCUCGAAAAGUCGAAAAGGUCGAAUUCUUGUCGGAGCAAGAGGAAACACUACAUGGUGUGGUGUCCAAAGUCCUUGACCUGGCAGUCGAUUCGGUUAGCACGCAGCACUCCUUCCUCGAACUCGGUGGUGAUUCUCUCAAGGGCCUUUCCGUUAUAGCAGCUCUCGUGGAGGUCGGAUGGGCCAUCGGCCUCGGAGAUUUAAUCCGUGCCGUGUCUUUGGCGCAAGCAGCGGAAACGAUGGUCCAAAGUGAAAUAGGUGACGGCGAGGAUGAUGUGGCAUUCAGUCUCCUCCCCAGUGACGCUAGAGUGGACAGAGAAAUCUACGAGGACGCUUAUCCGGCUUCUGAGUUGCAGUCCGGAAUCAUUUCCGCGAACGAAACUGUUGGUGGCUACGUUUACGAUCGAAUCUUCUCCAUCGCACAUCUCGACAUAUCACGACUCCGGAGAGCAUUCCAGGCAGUUAUCGACCUGAAUCCCAUAUAUCGAACCAGCUUUGUACCGAACGGAGUCACUAUUACCCAGGCCGUAAAUAAAAGUUUCGAGCUACCGUGGGAAUUCGUCGACGGCGUGGCGCUCGAUGAAUACAUUUCCAAGCCAAGGCACCCUUUUCUGAGUGUAGACAAGCCGGCCAUUCGCGCUACCGUCGUCAACAAUUCUCUGCUCAUCAUCAGUGUUCACCAUGCUCUUUUCGACUUUUGGUCCUCGAGAUUCUUGUUCGAGGAUGUAGCCGCCUACUAUCAGGAUCACACCGUUGCCCAGAGGGCACCGUUCAAGAACUUUAUGCGCUACUUGGGGAAGCAGGACCAAGACGGCAUGAAGACUUUUUGGGCAAGCUACCUCGACGGAGCUGUUGCAACACGCAUUGCUUCAGAACCGGCACAGGCCAAUGUUGCGAAGGCACGCAUUACUACUGACAUCCACGCCGCAUGCUUGAAGUUAGGCGUUUCUGUCGGCGUGCUUCUCUACUUUUCGUGGGCUAUUACACUCUGGAAGCACACGGGAAACACGGAUGUCACGUUCGCAAUCACACUUUCCGGUCGAGAUGUGCCAUUGAAGGGAAUACAAGACUUGAACGGGCCGACUCUUACCACUGCACCACUCAGGGUUCAGUUGGAUCCAGCCACGACUCUAGCAGAGGGCCUCAAGAAUAUGCGGGAUGCGGUUUGGACGGUAUCUGAAAAGUCGCAGUUCGGUUUAAGGAGGUCGCUUCAAGCCGCAGGGCAUUCUCCGGAUCUCUUCGAUACCCUCGUUAACUAUUUGGUAAGCAACCCGGCUAGCAGUCAUACGCAGGUUCUUCAUCCUUAUGGAGAGAAGCCAAUAUGGCAAACGGGUUAUACCUCGUUAGAGGUUCAAGAAAACACCAAGGGAUCGUUCGACCUUGGUCUCAGCAGCACCCUGGACCCCCUCAGAGCUCAAUUCAUAGUUGAUCAGGUCGUCAACAUACUGGACAUUGCCACCACAAAUAGCAACAAGAAACUAGAGGAGAUCAGCAUCAUCCCCGAGCCGGAGAGACGCUACCUCGACCUGCUCAGUCCCUCUAUCGAAGCAGUAAACGGUCUUCUACACAAAAAGUUCGAAAACAUUGCCGAAACCGAUGGAUCCCGAACUGCUAUAGAAUUCGAAAGUUCAGAGGUUGUUUCCUUCCGGGAAUUAAACGAGCGCGCAAAUCGAUUUGCCCACUUCCUCAAGGCCAAGGGUUUGGGCCCGGAUAGACUACUGCCGAUCUGCCUCCCUAAGUCUGUCGAAGCGAUAGUUUCUAUGCUCGCCGUGCUGAAGGCCGGAGGCGCAUUUGUCGUCCUGGAUCCGGACAAUCCGCCAGAGAGGAACAACUUCAUUGUCGAAGAUGUUUCAGCAACAAUGAUCCUAACGGACGAGAACCUGCGGAGCAUAUUCGACAACGAGGCCCACGGCGCCGAAGUCGUGGAUUUCUAUCGUAUUGAUGAGCUUCAAUUUCCGAGCUCCAAUCCCGACGAAGUGCAUACCCAGCCUGACAACUUGGCUUAUUGCAUUUACACCUCUGGCUCGACUGGCCUGCCCAAAGGAGUGUUGGUUCCGCACGGUGCGAUUUCUGCUGGAAUUGACAGCAUUGUUCACGCAGAAUCGUUUGAUCCCACCUGGAGGGUUCUGCAGUUCUCCAAUUUCGUCUUCGAUGUCUCAAUCGGGGAUGUCUUCUGCAGUCUUAGCACUGGAGCUACACUUUGCAUGGCGUCGAUGGAAUCGCUGUUGUCCAACUUGACACAAGUUGUCAACGACAUGAGGAUAAAUCGACUAUUCCUGACCCCGACCGUGGCAAAGCUGUUGCACCCUACCAAUGUACCAGGGGUUGAAGGGAUCUAUCUAGCGGGUGAGCCAGUUCCCCAGGACAUCGUCGAGAUAUGGUCGUCUCACUGUACGGUAAUGAACUGCUAUGGCCCGACCGAAGCGUCUAUCCUCGCCGCCGCCGGUUACAUAGCACCGGGGGCAAAUUCCAAAGUUAUCGGCCACCCUCUUCGCAACAUCCAAGCCCUUAUUCUCGAGCCCAAUAGCUUUAACGAAGUCCCUUACGGUGCUAUAGGCGAGCUAUGUCUUGCCGGACCUCAACUGGCCCGUGGCUACCUCAAUCGUCCCGAAGCAACCGAGAAGGCGUUCGUCACUCGGAACAAUGAGAAGGUCUACCGAACCGGUGACCUGGUCAGGUGGCUUCCUAAUCGGAGAAUCGAGUGUUUUGGCCGAAUUGACAGCCAGAUCAAAGUACACGGCCACCGCAUCGAACUCGGCGAAAUCGAAAGCGCAAUUCGAAGGGCAGGGUCGGUCCAUAACGCCAUUGUGAUCGUCCAGGAGGUCCAGAAUUCCCCGGCACUCAUCGCCUUCUGCGUGAUGGACCCGAGCAAAGAAGGGGGGGUGCUUCCACCUGAGGAAUACACGGAGACUCUGACAAGCCUUGAGAUCAAGUUAACAUCACUGCCUCCCUACAUGGUGCCGAAGAUCUGGAUCCCGGUGGGCACGCUCCCGCUACUUCCUUCCGGUAAAGCGGACCGCAAAAAGCUCAGCGCAUGGAUACGAGAUAUGGCACGCGAGACGCUUCAGCUCUACUCCGGCAUGGAGGACAGUGCCGAGUACGUGGAACCCGCCACGCCCGAGGAACAGGUUCUACAAGCACUCUGGUCCGAGCUCUUCAACAAGACACCGGAGGAUAUCAGCGCUACCAGCGCUUUCUUCGCCCACGGAGGAGAUUCCAUCUCUGCCAUAAACCUGGUCGGUCGGUGUAGAAACCGCGGGUUUUUGCUAGCGGUCAGCGAUGUGCUCGCGUUCCCCCUGUUGCAGGAUAUGGCGGGGCGGAUGAAGUCUCUCAAAAAGACUCAUGAGCACAUACCGACGGUUAGAAUUGGAGUGACGCCCGAAGUCUCGUCAGUCCUUUCCCGGGCUGGGCUGCAGGAGUCGGAUGUCGAGACCGUGCUUCCGGUUGUCCCUGGUAUCGAGGAUUUCCUGACCCGAGCAAAUCGAAAGGAGCAAUUCUGGAACUGCCAGACAGUAAGACCACUGCCAGAAGUUAUAGACUUUGACCUGUGGUUGAAGGUUACCACGGAGUUGACAGCCCGCAAUGAAAUCCUGCGAUCGAUGUGGUUUGAAGCAGACGGCUCAUGGAAGCAAGUGGUGCUCGCUAAACCAGUACUGGAUUUCAAGAUUCUCGAGUGCAGCACCAACGAGGAGAAACAGCGGCUCAUCGAUAGUACGUGGGACGAAGGCUUCGUGGUUGGGAAGCCUUUCAUCAAAUACCGACUCCUCACUCUCCCGGACGGGAGCCGCGACCUGCUCAUCCACAUCCAUCACGCAAUGUAUGACGGGACCCUCUUGCGCAUCUUCGACGAUGAGUUCAAAGCGCUUUACAAAGGUACCAAGCCGCCCUACACUGUCUCAUUCGGAGAAUAUGUAACAUACAUGGAUUCCACCGACCGUGAGAAAUCGUUGAGGUUCUGGACAGAGCUCCUGGACAACUCCCCCGAGCGAUUCCCUAACGUCGACAGCCCUUCUACCUCAGGGCUGGUGGUAAAGACUGCCGAUCGUCAAGUUGACUCUUUCGCCGCCGCGUCGGGUAUCACGGUCUCCAUCGUCUUUCAGACAGCCUUCUCGUUACUCCUGUGUCAACUGAGCGGCCGGCACGACGUCACAUAUGACAACCUCAUCACGGGCCGCAAUGUAGACAUGGAGGACGCCCAAACUAUCGCCGGGACAUGUGCCAAUUUCCUUCCCUUCCGCACAUCGUUCACUGCCGACACUGGAAUCCGGGACCUUUUGAAAGCAACACAAUCAUUAUUCUGGAAGACCACUGAGAACGGAAACGUCGGCUUGAACGACAUUUACAGGGCCCUGGGACAAGAGAGGGAUGCUGUGGCAUCUAGAGCACUGUUCUUGUUCCAGCCAUUCGACCAGCCGAUUCCAUCGAGCAGCAUAGUCGAAAAGAAUAUGAGGUGGAUGGUGAUGGCACUCUCAAAGGUCCGUAUGCCGAUGGACUACGCUCUCCACCUGGAGGUGUCCAAGACCGCAGCUGGGUACAACCUCAAAUUCAAGUACGACUCAACUGUUUACAGCGCAGUUGAUAUGGAGGGGGUAGCAGAUGCGUACGCUGGGCUGCUGGAAAGGAUCAUGGCCCACUCACGAAGCAAAGUUGUGACAAUUCUUUAGGGCGGCUACAUCACUGCCGUCUUCUUCUACGGUCACCACCUCUAUAGAUUUUUUUGUCCCUCAUUUCAGUCGUACUCAUGUUCCUCGACUCUCAGAUAGGCUCAGAUGACUCUGCUUCAGGUAUCACUGUCGCUACGAAGAAGAUAAAAGCAAAAUAUAGGA
Durotheca rogersii is the source of this 7729-nucleotide messenger RNA. RefSeq lists its product as uncharacterized. Gene Ontology annotation, cellular component: cytoplasm. The transcript has a single exon. Gene Ontology annotation, biological process: amino acid activation for nonribosomal peptide biosynthetic process; secondary metabolite biosynthetic process. NCBI's taxonomy places the organism in Eukaryota, Fungi, Ascomycota, Sordariomycetes, Xylariales, Xylariaceae. The record is from RefSeq and is a predicted model, not a curated record. Bases 131 to 7567 code for a protein of 2478 amino acids. Gene Ontology annotation, molecular function: catalytic activity; phosphopantetheine binding.